GAGUUUUGAAUUUGAAUCAGUGCGUUAGAACUCUUCGUGCGUUGCUGUAACUAGCUACUAAUUUUCGAGUGAACUACUUCGUCCAAACUUAAGCCAUGUCUUUUUCAAGAGCUCCAGUGAAACGAUUUAAUGAAAAUAUCGGCUGCGCCCCAGCACCGGGCACAUAUGAGCUGAAACCAGGAGAGGUGAAGGGACCUGCCUCUUUCCACCGAUCAGAGCGCUUCAAACUGCUCAAAGCCAGUGGUGCUCCUUUCAUCCCACCACCAUCUCCUUCUAAAGAUGUUCCCAUGUCACCUGUGGCUGUGCGUAGGACCAUGUCUGUGGAUGGCCUGGUUGAUGGGUCCAUGUCAAAGAAAGACAAGAGCGGCCAAUCGAUGCAGAUGAAACAGCAGAAACUCCUGGAGAAAGAGAUCCGGUCCCUGGUGCAGCAGCGCGGGGAGCAGGACAGGCGCCUGGUAACCCUGGAGGAGGAGCUGAGGAAGGUGGAGGCCAAGCUGUUGUCUGCGGUCAGGGAGAAGACUGGUCUGGCAGCUAACGUCACCACCCUGGAGAGACAGCUGGCUGAGCUUAAGAAGACUAACGAGUUCCUCAAGAACAAGGUUUCUGCAGACACCACUAAGAAGAGGAUCCAGUCUCUGUCUAUGGAGCUGAUGGAGGCCAGAAACAAAUUGGACGUCAAUGACAAGGAGCUGAGUUUCCUCCAGAUCAGUACAGAGGGCCAGGUGAAGUUGCUGGAGACAGACCUGGAGGCAGCCAGAGCUACACUCACCGCCCUGAGGGAGAGGAACAAGGACCUGGAGGACCUCCACCAUGACACCAAAGUCCAGAACGAGGAGCUGGAGAAUGAUAUGGAUACGCUGCAAGCUGUGAUCCAGGAGCUGAGAGAGGAAGUCAAUGUUCUUCAGGGUUACCUGGACACAGCCAACGACCACAUCCAGGAUCUGCGUAUGAAGCUUCAUGGGAAGACCGAGAUGGUGAACAGCAUCUCUGAGUCUCAGCAGGAGAAACUGGGCCAUCUUGAGCAGAAACUUGAGCAGUGCACCGCGGAGCUUGAAAACUCUCAGAACACUCUCCGUCAGAAGGAGGAGGAGUCAGAGAAAGGUCAGCGGGACCUGCAGGCUUCCCGUGAUGCUUUGCAGGAGACUGAGAAGCUUCUGGAGCGGCGAGAGGCGGAGCUGAUGUCCUCCCAGAAGGCAUUGGGAGAGAUGGAGGUACAGAUGCAACGGGCCAACCAGGAAGUGUCUGACUCCCAGAUUGCAGUGCGGCAGCAAGAGACGGAGCUAGUGCGGCUGCGAGAGGUGCUGAGGAGGACAGGGGAGGAGCUGGAUGAGAAAGUAGCUCACCUGGAAGAGAAGUGCAAGGUCCUGGAGGAGGAGAGCGUUAGUAGCCAGGGGAGAGUGGAGGAGCUGAAGGCAGAGCUGAGCCUCCUGCGGGAGAACAGGAGGAGUGAGGAGGAGGUGCAGGAGCAGCUGGAGCAGACACACACCUCCCUGGCUGAGGAGCUGAAGCAGGAAAAGGAGCAUGCAGCCUCCCUGGCCUCAGUGCUGGAGAGGGUGAGGGAGGAGACAGAGGAGGAAAGAAAACAGUUGGAGGAUGAGUUGGAGGAGGCUCUAGGAGUGCUGUCGGUUCUGGAGUUGCAGGAUGAGCGGAGAGGGGAGGCCCUACUGGGUCUCCAACAGGAGAAGACUGAGUUGGAGAGAGAGCUGACUGAGGCCAGAGCACUGCUAGACAGGAGGAGCAGUGACGUGCAGGUGGUACACUCUACCAUGAGGAGGCUGCAGGAGGAACACACCACCUCCCUCAGCAAGAUAGGAGACCUGGCCACUGAACUGGAGAGCUCCAGGCAGGCCCUGAAGGGAGCAGAGGAGAGGGGUAGAGCGCUGGAGGAAGAGGUGGAGAGGGUGACGAAGCAGAUGAAAGAAGAGAUGGAGAGAGUGAAUCAGUGUAAAGAGGUGGAGGUGAAGAAAGUGAGGGAGGAGAUGGAAGGGGAGCAGGAGAAACAUCUAGCUGACCAGCAGGCUCAGGAGAAAGCAAGAGCGGAGUAUGCAAGAAUGCUGUUGGCGGCACAGACUCGUCUAGCUCAGAGAGAUGAGGAGAUGAAGCGGGCUGAGGAGGAGGUGCAGAGACAGCUGCAGGAGGAGAGGAUGGAGAAAGAGGAGGUUCAAAGGCUACUGGAGCAGGAGAAAGGAGAGAGGGAGGUGCAGAGAAGAGACUUGAAGCAAUGGAUGUCAGAGGAGGUGGAGAGGCUAGAGAGACAGGUGGAGGUGUUAGAGGAGGAGAAGCUAGCUCUUCAGUGCUUGGUAGGAGAGGUGGAAAAGGAGAAACUGAGCCUUCACAACCAGUUGGAGAAGAUGGAGGAUCAGGUAAAGAAAGAUCUGCCCUGUCUAGAGAACCACAUGGAGGUAGAGAAAGAGAGGGAUGAACUGAAAACGGUAGUGGAGAUGUUUGAAAUAGACAAACGGGGCCUUCAGGACCAGGUAGAACUAAUACACAACCGACUGAUGAAGGCAGAAGAACAGAGAGCGAGUCUCCAAAGCCAGUUAGAACUGAUGGAAGAGAAGGUUUCUCUCCAGAGCCAGGUGGACCCAGUUGUCCAGGAGAAGGUGACUCUCCAGAGCCAGGUGGACCCAGUUGUCCAGGAGAAGGUGACUCUCCAGAGCCAGGUGGACCCAGUUGUCCAGGAGAAGGUGACUCUCCAGAGCCAGGUGGACCCAGUUGUCCAGGAGAAGGUGACUCUCCAGAGCCAGGUGGACCCAGUUGUCCAGGAGAAGGUGACUCUCCAGAGCCAGGUGGACCCAGUUGUCCAGGAGAAGGUGACUCUCCAGAGCCAGGUGGACCCAGUUGUCCAGGAGAAGGUGACUCUCCAGAGCCAGGUGGACCCAGUUUUCCAGGAGAAGGUGACUCUCCAGAGCCAGGUGGACCCAGUUGUCCAGGAGAAGAUGACUCUCCAGAGCCAGGUGGACAAGGAGGUGGUUUCUCUCCAGAGCCAGGUGGACCCAGUUGUCCAGGAGAAGGUGUCUCUCCAGUGGGAGAUGGAGGAACAGAGAAGAGACUUCCAGAGACAGCUGGUGGCAACUCGGGACAAGAGUGAUGCAGAGACAGAACACUGGAGGAGACGGUACGAGGAGCUCUACACUAAGGUCAAGCCCUUCCAGGAGCAGCUGAAUGGGUUUGCUGCAGAACGGGACGUGCUACUGAAUGAGAAUGGGGCAAACCAGGAGGAGCUGACCCGGCUCGCGGACGCCUACGCUCGUCUGCUGGGCCACCAGAACCAGAAACAGAAGAUCAGACACGUGGUGAAGCUCAAAGAUGAGAACGUCUCCCUCAAACAGGAGCUGUCUAAGCUGCGUGCCCAGGUGUCUCGUCAGAAGGGAGGCCAGCCCCAACGCAGGGUUGACCCCAUCAAAACCUUGAACCACCUGGACAGCAAGGAGAACGAGCAGCCUGCUGCCGCACCUCUCAGACAGGGAAACCGCUGUUGAAAGGUAAACAAUGGACAGACCCUCAUAGAAAGCAUCAACUGUCCUGGGUGAACAGGACGCCUUCUGUUGAGUCAAGAGGAUGUCAUGGUCUUGCCUAAUAUUUAAUUGUCAUUUGAUACCAAAUGCUCUGAAAAGCUACUUAAUGAAUCUACAAGGGGGGUGGGGGUGUUUGCAACCCUGUACAUGUUUUAGCAGAAACAAAGGCCUUUAUCUUUCCAUCCUAUAGAGCAAUUAUGUCAGUACCAGCAUGAAACAUGCCCUUUUGCUACAGCAUUCAUAUUAAGCACAAUGUUUUGUUUGUUUCCUUCAACAUAACAUACAGUUCUGUAUAAUGCAAAUACACUGUACAUGUUUAGCUCUAUUCAUUUACAUUUACUUUGUUUGAUUAGACAUUCCCAUCUUAUUUCCAGUAGAUGGGAAUGUAAGUUCUCUCUUCACUGGUUUACCUUUUUACUUUCAUCCAACAGCCUGACUCUUGUAAAUAAAGCCCCACAUGUUCUCUCUUCCUUCACACUGAGAGAAGCGGGAGGAUUGUUUUAAAUAAAUGUAGGGAGUGUGUU
Oncorhynchus nerka (sockeye salmon) is the source of this 4042-nucleotide messenger RNA. RefSeq names its product hyaluronan-mediated motility receptor (RHAMM) (gene hmmr). The record is from RefSeq and is a predicted model, not a curated record. The transcript has 20 exons. The coding region runs from base 96 to 3482 and encodes 1128 amino acids. Gene Ontology annotation, cellular component: membrane. Gene Ontology annotation, molecular function: hyaluronic acid binding. Lineage: Eukaryota; Metazoa; Chordata; Actinopteri; Salmoniformes; Salmonidae.